This is a messenger RNA of Populus trichocarpa (black cottonwood), 1702 nucleotides long. RefSeq lists its product as uncharacterized. Gene Ontology annotation, biological process: nuclear-transcribed mRNA catabolic process, nonsense-mediated decay. Lineage: Eukaryota; Viridiplantae; Streptophyta; Magnoliopsida; Malpighiales; Salicaceae. The coding region runs from base 98 to 1333 and encodes 411 amino acids. The record is from RefSeq and is a predicted model, not a curated record. The transcript has 8 exons.
UCGAAAGCUUAGGGUUUGACCGUUUAAGUGAAACUGAAAGAAACAAAACUCGAAACCAGAAAGCUAGUACCUAGGAGUACCUGCAUAUUGUUUGUUAAUGAAUGAAAUGGCAGGGAGUUCUUCAUCACAGUCACAGGCUCCCAAAAUCCUACUAGCAAAGCCUCCCGGAUUGGUGACUUCUGGACCAGCGGUGUCUGCCGCUGCUGCUAAAUUUGGACGCGAAGACGAAACAGCGCCGCACCAUCACCAUCGGUCUCGUCUCCCUUCAAUUACCUCUCUCAAUCUCCUCUCCGAUUCUUGGGACUUCCACAUUGAUCGCUUUCUCCCUUUCCUGACGGAGAAUACAGAUUUUACAGUGGUUGGAAUAAUUGGGCCGCCUGGGGUUGGCAAGUCCACAAUCUUGAAUGAGCUUUAUGGCUUUGAUGGAACCUCGCCAGGGAUGCUUCCGCCGUUUACUGUGCAGUCUGAAGAUAACCGAGCAAUGGCAAGGCAUUGUUCUGUGGGAAUUGAACCCAGGAUAUCUGCUGAGAGGCUUAUUCUUCUUGAUACCCAGCCUGUUUUUAGCCCUUCUGUUUUGGCAGAGAUGAUGAGACCUGAUGGCUCAUCCACAAUUUCAGUUUUAAGCGGUGAAAACCUUUCUACUGAGUUGGCUCAUGAACUUACAGCUAUUCAGCUUGGUGUUCUCCUAGCUUCCAUUUGUCAUGUCCUGCUGGUGGUAUCAGAUGGAGUUUAUGAUGAUAGUAUGCGGCACUUAAUGUUGACGGUUGACUUGCUGAAACAUGGCAUACCUGAUCCAUCUUCACUAAACUCUGCAUAUUUGCAGAGCUCUAAUGCGGGAACUGAAAAAGAAAACAAGGAUAAAGUCUCUGAGGCUGAAGAGUAUAUGGCUACUCCACUCUUUGUACAUACAAAGCUGCAAGAUAAAGAUUUUACUCCAUGUAAUUUUGUGGAACUGAGGAAGGAACUAGCACAAUAUUUCAGCUCCUCAUCAUUCAUCAAAGAAAAGGGUGGAAGCAUGGAAAAAGAGCAGAUCUCUUAUUCUGUGCCUUCAAACAGUCAUGAUAAUGAUCCAGAUUCAAAAUCUAUCAAUUUAUUUGUCAUUCCAUUAAAGGACAAAGAUGACUCUCUUAAAGCUCAGUACAAAAGUUACAUCUCUGCACUAUGGAAGUUGCGAGAUCAGGUUUUAUCAAUGAACGGCCUGUCCUUUGCUAGGACAGUCUCAGAACGUGACUGGUUGAAAAAUUCUGCCAAGAUCUGGGAAUUAGUUAAAGGCUCUGCAAUCAUUGCAGAGUAUGGCCAAGCACUUCAAGGUUCAGGGAUGUUUCGGAGGUAGGAGUUCAAGUUUUGUGCUAGAGAGCACAGGUUGACACCUGGAUUUGAACUGGGGAAAAAGGGUUUGCAGUCCCCCGCCUUACCACUUGGCAAUGUCGCCAAGAUUUGUCUUCGAUGCAAUAAGCCAGCCUGCUUGGCUUCGUGUCCUCAACCAGGAUUGUUUACAUGUAUGAUUCGUGCUGUAUUUUUGUUUGAAUUUCAAGGGCAUGUUUGUAAUGGUUGCGAGAGAAAUGAUUAUGUUACUGAUAAGUUGUAGAUCAGGUAAUCAAUCGUGCGCAGCAUUUCAUUGCCUUGCGACUUCUUGAGAGGCCUUGUUAUAUGGCAUGCAAAUACUGGCUAGAAAUGCUACCAUUCUGUCUUGGAAGGAUUU